This is a messenger RNA of Sphenostylis stenocarpa, 1275 nucleotides long. NCBI's taxonomy places the organism in Eukaryota, Viridiplantae, Streptophyta, Magnoliopsida, Fabales, Fabaceae. The record is from the annotation of a GenBank genome assembly.
AUGGUGAAAGGCUUGCACGGCCAGAACCUUCCCGCCGACGUGGCGCAGGUGGUUGAUCAGCUGGAGCGCCACUGCUUCGCUCCCGAUGGAUCACUCAUCUCCAAGCCUCUCUUCAACGAUCUCCAACUCGCCAGAGAGGAAAUGUGCAGGGAAAGACUGCGUUACCUGGAAGCCAUGGCGAUAUAUUCUGAGGCUAUUGCAAUGGUGGAAGAGUAUCAGCAAGCCAUUUCUGUAUCUAACCUUGGUGGAAUUAGAGAUACUAGCAACCUUUAUCCACAGCUCGGGUUGAGGAACUCUCCUCAGGUUUAUCAGACUUUAGAGCAUCAAAUGGUUGUUGCUGAAGCAGCUCAACGAUUGAGACUACCUCUUAUCUCCAAAGAUGGGGAAGUUCAUGAUGAAGACAUUGAAAAGCUAAGUGUAGUGUCUCGAAGCUCCCUCGACAGUAAUGUUAGUGGGGCCAACUCUAAUUAUAACACUCCAAACAGCUCUGUUAGUGGAGCUAAUUCUGCUCUUGCUGCUUCGGAUCCAGGGGAGCUUGGAGUUGGUGGUGUUCCAAAUCGUUUUUUGGGAAUUACACCUGCUUAUUUGUGGCAAACUCAGCAUCAAAAAACACCAUUAUCUGUGGAUAUGACAGAAUAUCGCUUGUCUGUUUCACGGGAGGUAGAUGCUCGCUUGAAAAUGAAAUGUGAAAAAUUAUCAGACGCCUUUGUAUUGGAUGACAAUGAUUCUUCAUCAUCUGGAAGUCAAAGUUCAAGUUCUCGGCUUCCAGAAAGGGUGAAAUUGUUGAUUGAGGAGAUUGAAAGAGAAGAAACAGCACUGCGUGAUGAUCUUUAUUCUGCAGAUAGAAAGUUUGCUGAAUAUUACAAUGUCUUGGAGCAGAUACUUGCAGUGCUUAUUAAACUUGUCAAAGAUUUGAAGUUGGAGCAUCAACAUAAAUAUGAUGACCUGCAGAAGACUUGGCUCUGUAAAAGGUGUGAGACCAUGAGUGCGAAAUUGAGGGUUCUAGAACACGUUCUCCUGCUUGAAACUUACACUAAGGACUCCAUACCUGCCCUUCAUAAGAUAAGGAAAUAUCUUGUCGAGGCAACAGAAGAAGCUUCUAUUGCGUAUAACAAAGCGGUUACCAGGCUGCGUGAGUACCAGGGUGUGGAUCCUCACUUUGACAACAUUGCAAGGCAGUACCAUGACAUUGUGCAGAAAUUGGAGAACAUGCAAUGGACAAUCCACCAAGUUGAAAUGGACCUGAAACGUUUGCCAGAUAAACCUAGCACAUAG